AGGUGGUCCCGCCCACCGGCGCCCUGCGGCCCGCCUCCCCUCCACGCCGGGGUUUCUGGCCGGUCCCCGCCGCCCGCCCCGGUGUCCUGGCGCCUCCACCGCGGGCGGGUCGAGCCGCAGGAAGCUGCGCUCGGCGGGAGUGGAGCCACGGGUGCGUUGGGCCCGUGCGAGUCGGUGAGCAGGCUCCCCAGGCCCCCCACGUCCCCCAAGACGUCCUCCCGCCGGGGUCCCGUCAGCGCCGUCGCAGACCCGCCCCGUCCUGGGCCUCCCGGGCCCCUUCCCGCUUGUCGGGGGCAGUGAUCAUGACUCAUGGUUCCCAGUACGAAGGAAAGACCACUUUACCCCCGAGGCAGAGGCGAAGCAGGAACCCCCAGCCCCAUCUCUUCUCUGCUCUGCUUGAGUCUUCUGGAAUGGACUCGCCUGCCGGGAGGCUGGGUCACCCUUGGUCCUGGGCUUGCCUGCUUUCUGGGGAACACAGGCAGCCCAGGCAGUGGUAGCAGUGGCGGUGAGGCCUGAGGCUCUGGCCACAGCGUUCCUAGCAGAGGAUGCCCCAGGCCCUGGAGCGUGCAGAGGGCAGCUGGGCCUGGGUGGUCCUGCUGGCCACUGUGGUGACACAGGGCCUCACCCUGGGCUUCCCCACGUGCAUCGGCAUCUUCUUCACUGACCUGCAGCAUGAGUUCCAGGCCAGCAACAGCGAGACCUCCUGGAUCCCCUCCAUCCUGACGGCCAUGCUCCACGCAGGUGGACCCCUGUGCAGCAUCCUGGUGGGACGCUUUGGCUGCCGAGUGACAGCAAUGCUGGGCGGGGUGCUGGCCAGCCUGGGCAUGGUGGCUGGCUCCUUUUGCCACACCCUCAACCAGCUGUACUUUGCAGUAGGAUUCAUCUCAGGCCUGGGCAUGUGCUUUAGCUUCCAGUCGACCAUCAUCGUGCUGAGCUUCUACUUCAUCCGCCGGCGGGUGCUGGCCAACGCACUGGCCUCGGUGGGCGUCUCCCUGGGCAUCACGCUCUGGCCGCUGCUCGCCCGCUACCUCCUGGAGAACCUGGGCUGGAGGGGCACCUUCUUCGUCUUCGGUGGGGUUUUUCUCCACUGCUGUGUCUGCGGGGCCAUCCUGAGGCCCGUGGCCACCAGUGCGGCUGCUGAAACCAGAGAAAGACCCCCUCCACCUCCCAAGACACCCGCUCGCGGCUGCCUGGCAGCGUGUGGCUGGGCCCUCCAGCGCCACCUGGGCUUUGACAUCUUCUGGCACAAUGCAGGCUAUCGCGUGUUCACGCUGGGUGUCAUGUGGAUGAUCCUGGGUUUCCCGCUGCCACAUGUCUUCUUGGUGCCGUACGCCAUGCGUCAUGGGGUGGACGAGCACAGGGCGGCCCUGCUCAUCUCCAUCAUCGGCUUUAGCAACAUCUUCCUUCGGCCCAUGGCUGGGCUGCUGGCAGGCCGGCAGGACUUUGCUGGCCACCGCAAGUACCUGUUCAGCCUGGCAAUCCUGCUCAAUGGGCUCACCAACCUGGUGUGCACAGCGUCGGCCGACUUCCAUGUGCUGGUGGGCUACUGCCUGGUGUACAGCGUGUCCAUGAGCGGAAUUGGUGCCCUCCUCUUCCAGGUCCUCAUGGACGUCGUGUCCGUGGAUCAGUUCUCCAGGGCCCUGGGUCUCUGUACCGUCCUGGAGAGUAUCUCCAUCCUCGUCUCCCCCCCACUCGCUGGGCUCGUCCUGGACACCACCAACAACAACUACAGCUAUGUUUUCUGCAUGUCCAGCUUCUUCCUCAUCUCAGGCGGCCUCUUCAUGGGUGGCAGCUUCUGUGCCCUGCAGAAGAAGGAGAAGCAGGGCAGGCAGGCUGAGGCGGAAGCAGCCGCCACGGAGGCUGCUCUAGAGCGGGCCCUCACUGUGGAGGGCCCCAGAUCUGAGAAGCAGCCGUGCACCGAAGUCAUGUACGUGACCAGUGUCUGAGCCCCAGGAUCACAUGUGUGACCGGCACCUGAGCCCUGAGGGUAGUGAGUAACCACUGCCUCGGCCCAGGAAUGGGGGAUGUCUAGCUGCUUCCCCAGGAGGCUUGGUGAAGUGCUACCCAGAGAGCUUGAACCAAAGGUCGGCCAGGCUCUGCAUAUCAGGACUCAGCCAGGAGCUGGGACCUUGGAGGCUGGCCUCCGAAGACUCAGGGUUGCUUUCAGUGAGCAGAAUCCAGGGGCAGGUCCUCCCGACUUUUUUCCUUGGGCACCAGAGUACUUGGGGCCCAAGAGGGCAAGUCCAAGCCCUGUCAUGGCCGGCUCGGUUCAGCUGGCAGCCACUGUUGAUGCAACAACUCAACACCCUGGCCCCUCAAGUUCAGCCCGGAUACCUCUGUUGUGACUCUGUCCUCCAGCCUCCAGACAGUUCCAGAUUCUGAGGCCCUCCUGUCCUCCUUUUUCCCAGUGACCCAGCCCUUGCCCUUAGGGCCGUCUCCAGCAUAAAUCGCUGGGCCUCACGCUGACUGGAACUUUGGGAAGAAGGGCAUUGAGAGAGCAUGACCUGCGGCAGUGGAGGGCCACACCGAGGAGCUGGCCUGGAUGCAGGGUUUAGGGUUCAGACAGAUUAAAUGUUGAGUAGAGUUCCCAUCCUGGUGUCUGUGCAGAGAACUGGAGGGGAGCCCCUGACUUGGGCCCUAGUAUCGGUAAAGUCUGAGGGCCCCCUGCACACUCAGCAGAGCCCACUCCAGGGUCUCCUUCCCUCCUCUGCCCCACCCCGCGUCUUGGCCCGGAAGAUUAGUGCUGGGGUUGGGGGAAGCCAGACAUCUGACAAUGGAGAAGGAUUGCUGGGCAGGGCCCAAGGACCUCUGUGGAAACGGAGCUGCUUUUGCAACAGAAGCCCUUUCACUCCCUUCUCCUGCCAUUCUCUUCUCCCUGCCGUCAGAGGUCUCAACCCGGGGGCAAGUAGCUGGCUCGGCCAGCUGCCAGUCCAACCCUGCUCCCCAUUCUCCUGUGCCUGUAGCCUGGAGGCCAGA
Pteropus alecto (black flying fox) is the source of this 2976-nucleotide messenger RNA. RefSeq names its product solute carrier family 16 member 5 (gene SLC16A5). Gene Ontology annotation, cellular component: membrane. Gene Ontology annotation, biological process: monocarboxylic acid transport; transmembrane transport. The coding region runs from base 546 to 1946 and encodes 466 amino acids. The transcript has 6 exons. Gene Ontology annotation, molecular function: monocarboxylic acid transmembrane transporter activity. The record is from RefSeq and is a predicted model, not a curated record. Lineage: Eukaryota; Metazoa; Chordata; Mammalia; Chiroptera; Pteropodidae.